AUGGUUGGACAGUUCGGCAGGGACCCUCUUGGGGCCCUUCUGAACCAGGAAAACGCAGUACCUGUUCGGAGGCUCAGUGGUGUGAACACCAAGAGCCCUCUUGUGGCCAGCAUGCCGGAUGAGAAGAAGCCGAUCCCUACAGACGAGGACGAUGAUGAAGAUGCCCAAGAGGAGAACAUGGACGCUCUCAUUGACGAUCUCCAGACAGUGGAUGGUGACGUUGACGUGGAUGAUGAUACAGCCAUUGACACAGGUGCCAUUACUCGUCGUAUUUCCGAUGACAUGCUACAGACAGACCCAGAAAAAGGUCUCAGCGAAAUCGAGGCUCAGCAUCGACGGAGAAAGUACGGCCCCAAUCGGAUGAAGGAAGAAAAGGAAAACCUUCUGCUCAAAUUUUUGUCCUUCUUCGUUGGACCUGUUCAAUUUGUAAUGGAGGGUGCUGCAGUCUUGGCCGCCGGGCUUCGAGAUUGGGUGGAUUUCGGUGUCAUAUGUGCGCUUCUUUUGCUCAACGCAUCUGUGGGCUUUAUUCAGGAAUUUCAGGCGGGGUCCAUUGUCGAUGAGCUCAAGAAAACACUCGCUCUCAAAGCAAUUGUCUGCCGCGAAGGAGAGUUCAAUGAAAUUGACGCCUCGGAGAUCGUGCCUGGAGAUAUAGUCAGGAUCGAGGAGGGCACAAUUGUACCAGCCGACGGCCGGAUAGUGUCGUCCAACCUUAUUCAGGUGGACCAAUCUUCGAUCACUGGUGAAUCUCUGGCAAUUGACAAACACAAAGGAGAUUUCUGUUACGCAUCGUCUGCCGUCAAGCGUGGUCGAGCAAUAAUUGUCGUUACCGCCACUGGUGAUUAUACUUUCGUCGGACAGGCUGCCGCAUUGGUUAAUGCUGCAUCCUCUGGAUCAGGUCACUUCACCGAAGUCCUCAAUGGUAUCGGCGCUGUUCUUCUCGUCCUGGUCAUCAUAACCUUGCUUGUUGUGUGGGUUUCGUCCUUCUACCGCUCAAAUGGCAUCAUUACGAUACUCGAGUUCACCUUGGCCAUUACGAUUAUCGGUGUACCUGUCGGUCUCCCUGCCGUUGUCACAACUACCAUGGCGGUAGGUGCUGCGUACUUAGCCAAGAAACAGGCCAUUGUGCAAAGAUUAUCGGCGAUUGAGUCUUUGGCUGGUGUCGAGAUCCUCUGCUCUGACAAGACCGGCACACUGACAAAAAAUAAGCUAUCAUUGUCGGAGCCGUACACUGUUGCGGGGGUUGAACCGGACGAUCUCAUGUUGACUGCUUGCUUGGCCGCCUCGAGGAAGAAGAAGGGCAUGGAUGCCAUUGACAAAGCAUUUUUCAAAGCACUUCGACAUUAUCCGCGUGCAAAAGCUGCGCUUACGCAAUACAAGGUGCUGGAAUUCCAUCCAUUUGACCCUGUCUCAAAGAAAGUCACGGCCGUAGUGCAGUCGCCCCAAGGUCGUCGAAUGACGUGUGUCAAAGGCGCGCCUCUGUUCGUUCUCAAGACCGUCGAGGAGGACCAUCCUAUUCCAGAAGAGAUUGAUACUGCAUACAAGAACAAAGUCGCUGAAUUUGCAACUCGCGGUUUCCGUUCGCUUGGAGUUGCUCGCAGACGCGAUCAGGGCAGUUGGGAGAUCCUCGGUAUCAUGCCAUGUUCCGACCCGCCAAGGCACGACACAGCGAAAACCAUCAGUGAGGCGAAGAGCCUGGGGCUCUCGAUUAAAAUGCUAACCGGUGACGCGGUGGGAAUUGCUCGAGAGACGUCGCGUCAACUUGGGCUCGGCACCAAUGUGUAUAAUGCGGAGCGACUCGGUCUUGGAGGUGGAGGAACAAUGCCUGGAUCAGAGGUGUAUGACUUUGUCGAAGCUGCCGACGGCUUUGCCGAGGUCUUCCCGCAGCACAAAUACAAUGUUGUGGAGAUUCUACAGCAACGUGGAUACCUUGUGGCAAUGACGGGUGACGGCGUCAACGAUGCCCCUUCGCUCAAGAAAGCUGACACUGGUAUUGCCGUUGAAGGAUCCUCUGAUGCGGCGCGCUCUGCUGCUGAUAUUGUCUUCCUUGCUCCCGGCCUGUCUGCCAUAAUUGAUGCAUUGAAGACUUCACGUCAGAUAUUUCACCGCAUGUAUGCAUAUGUGGUGUAUCGGAUAGCCUUGUCGUUGCACCUCGAGAUUUUUCUGGGCUUGUGGAUUGCAAUCUUGAAUGAAAGUCUCAACCUACAGCUCGUUGUUUUCAUCGCCAUCUUUGCUGAUAUUGCCACACUUGCCAUUGCCUACGAUAACGCUCCGUACUCCAAGACCCCUGUGAAGUGGAACCUCCCCAAGCUAUGGGGCAUGUCUAUUCUUCUUGGUCUUGUACUUGCCGCAGGAACGUGGGUUGCGCUUACCACUAUCAUGAACAGUAACGAAGGUGGCAUCAUCCAGAAUUUCGGAGAACGCGACGAGGUUCUAUUCCUUGAGAUAUCACUGACUGAGAAUUGGCUCAUUUUCAUCACCCGCGCGAACGGGCCGUUCUGGUCGUCAGUUCCUUCUUGGCAAUUGACAGGCGCCAUUCUAGUUGUCGAUCUCGUGGCUACAUUUUUCUGCAUAUUCGGUUGGUUUGUCGGUGGCCAAACCUCGAUUGUUGCUGUUGUCCGUAUUUGGGUCUUCUCGUUUGGUGUUUUCUGCAUCAUGGGUGGUCUUUAUUACCUGCUGCAGGGCUCGACGGGCUUUGACAAUCUCAUGAAUGGUAAAAGCUUUAGCAGAAGCGUGAAACAGAGAUCUCUCGAGGACUUCGUGGUCUCGCUUCAAAGGGUCUCAACACAGCAUGAGAAGAACAACCCUUGA
Molecule: messenger RNA, 2808 nt
Organism: Aspergillus lentulus
Lineage: Eukaryota; Fungi; Ascomycota; Eurotiomycetes; Eurotiales; Aspergillaceae
Product: plasma-membrane proton-efflux P-type ATPase
Biological process (GO): proton export across plasma membrane
Cellular component (GO): membrane
Molecular function (GO): ATP binding; P-type proton-exporting transporter activity; ATP hydrolysis activity
Source: RefSeq, a predicted model, not a curated record